Messenger RNA from Penicillium macrosclerotiorum, 339 nucleotides. RefSeq lists its product as uncharacterized. Lineage: Eukaryota; Fungi; Ascomycota; Eurotiomycetes; Eurotiales; Aspergillaceae. The record is from RefSeq and is a predicted model, not a curated record. Gene Ontology annotation, cellular component: plasma membrane. Gene Ontology annotation, biological process: ammonium transmembrane transport. The coding region runs from base 1 to 339 and encodes 112 amino acids. Gene Ontology annotation, molecular function: ammonium channel activity. The transcript has a single exon.
AUGCUACCCUCGCUGGUUUUCAGCUUUUGCUGGGCAACUGUUGUCUACUGCCCUGUGGCCUGUUGGACCUGGAAUAGCAAUGGCUGGCUAUACAAUCUCCCAUCCCUUGACUUUGCGGGCGGUGGUCCCGUCCACAUUGCGUCGGGUUGGUCUGCUCUUGCCUAUGCUUUGGUUCUCGGAAAACGAAAGCAUCUCGAUGAACCCUCACAUGGCAAGGCUCACAAUACCACGUUGGUCUUUCUGGGGACCACGUUGAUCUGGUUCGGGUGGUUUGGAUUCAAUGUAUGCCUUGCAGGAAAAGAUCCUCUGCUUGACUUUCUGCUGACAGCCCGUGUUUGA